AUGGCCGACAACAGUACAACACCGGAGGGUGCGUCGAAGGGCUUCGUUUUCUACCACUAUGAGCCGUCCAUGGUAGCAGCUGUCAUUUUCAUUGGUGUAUUCGGUCUUUCGGGGCUCUUGCACAUUUGGCAGCUGGUGCGAGCCCGAACAUGGUAUUUCAUCCCCUUUGUGAUAGGAUGUCUCUUUGAGGCCAUUGGUUAUGUCGGUCGCGCUAUGUCUGCACAAGAAGCACCGGACUACACCAAGAAUCCAUACAUCAUCCAGUCCAUUCUCCUCCUGUUAGGACCAGCCCUGUUCGCUGCAUCGAUUUACAUGAUCUUGGGUCGUUUGAUCAACCUUUUGGAUGCCGGAAACUACUCUUUGAUCAGGCCGAAUUGGCUGACCAAGGUUUUCGUUCUCGGUGAUCUCCUAUCUUUCUUCGCCCAGAGCGGAGGUGGCGGUAUGCUUGCAACGGCGAAAGACAAAGAUUCCGUUAAACUAGGAGAGAACAUCAUUGUCGGCGGUCUCUGUAUUCAGAUCCUCUUCUUCGGCUUCUUCAUGGUCGUCACCCUCAUCUUCCACAUGCGCCUUUCUCGCAACCCAACCCCGAAGACAUACUCUCUUGAUACCCCUUGGAAAGGCCUCCUUUGGGUUCUCUACGGAACCAGUUUUAUGAUCAUGGUUCGAUCGCUGUUCCGUGUCGCGGAAUACGUCCAAGGAAGCGAGGGAGAGCUCCAGUCAAAGGAGAUGUACAUCUACAUCUUUGACGCGCUUCUCAUGGGCCUUACAUCAGUGCUCUUCAACUGGUUCCAUCCCAGUCGCGUCAUCAACAACCGUGACACCAGCCUCAAGCAGGUGUCGAGCUCAGAGGUUCUGUCUGAGGGUUACUUGAUGGAGAGCGGCCAAUACCAGCAACCCAAGUACCAACAGCAACAGCAUCAAGGACCACCGAGCCCCUACGAGCCGUAUCACGGUACUCAGGGAGACUUUCGGAGGUGA
Molecule: messenger RNA, 978 nt
Organism: Colletotrichum gloeosporioides
Lineage: Eukaryota; Fungi; Ascomycota; Sordariomycetes; Glomerellales; Glomerellaceae
Product: Protoporphyrin uptake protein 1
Exons: 3
Coding region: 1-978 (325 amino acids)
Cellular component (GO): membrane
Source: RefSeq, a predicted model, not a curated record